Molecule: messenger RNA, 988 nt
Organism: Syngnathoides biaculeatus (alligator pipefish)
Lineage: Eukaryota; Metazoa; Chordata; Actinopteri; Syngnathiformes; Syngnathidae
Gene: cacybp
Product: calcyclin binding protein
Exons: 6
Coding region: 142-828 (228 amino acids)
Biological process (GO): heart development
Cellular component (GO): nucleus
Molecular function (GO): ubiquitin protein ligase binding; S100 protein binding; tubulin binding
Source: RefSeq, a predicted model, not a curated record
AUGAACCGCCGCUGAAUUAUGCGUCGACGAAGAGCGCGGCGCUGCAGAUGCACAUGAUUAGCGGCGUCUAACUUAGCGCGAAGAGGUCAGCAGUGUGAUAAUAUAAAACGGGAUAUUAAAAAAGUCUACAUUUAAGUCAAAAUGGAUCUAACCGAGCAGAUCAACCAGCUAGAGGCAGAUUUGCUGGAGCUUGGUUCUCUGUUGGAGAAGGCAGAGAGGAAGAGGGUGCAGGAGCUGCUCAAGCAAGAGCAGAAGAAAGUCGAAAAAGACAUUGCUGACAAACGUCAGCAGAAAGAGCAACAAGCGCGGCGACAGGCCGAGCCUUCGCCGUCCUCCAAGGCAACGUACACGGUUAAAAUCACCAACUACGCGUGGGACCAGUCAGAGAAGUUUGUCAAAAUGUACCUCACGUUGAAGAAUGUGCACAAGAUUCCGGCUGAGAAAGUGGAAGUCAAUUUUUCGGAAAGGUCAUUUUCUGUACUGGUGAAGGAGUUGGAUGGGAAGAACCACCAGAUGACUGUCCUUAAUCUCUUGUAUCCAAUUGAUGAUCAGAACAGCACCACCAAGAUAAAAACAGACAUGGUUGUGAUCAUGUGCAAGAAGCAGGCGACCAAGAACUGGGAGUGCCUCACCACAGUGGAUAAACAGUCUAAGGAAAAAGACAAGCCCAAAGUCGAUGACAACGCAGAUCCCAGCAAUGGCCUCAUGAACAUGUUGAAGAAGAUCUACUCGGAGGGUGACGACGAGAUGAAGAGAACCAUCAACAAAGCUUGGUCGGAAUCCCAGGAGAAGAAGAUAAGAGGAGAAGACGGCAUGAUGGAUUUUUGAACCGCGGUCGCCAUUCCUUCACGUGCGAGCUGAUUGUUUCCCCGUCAUUUUACAAACGAGAUUCCUGUCAGUACAAUAAUGUAUAAACCCCUGGAUGCCUGCUAUACGCUCGCCAUUGUUUUAAAGCAACAGAAAUACAACCACUGCUACGAGAACCUCA